AUGAAUCAAUCACACGAAUUGACUCAUCAAUCAAUCUAUCAUGUGGACCCUCGAAUCGUUGUGUUUUCGAUCGUUGUGUUUGAAAUAGAAUUAGUUGAGAUGGUUGGACGUCGAAAGCAAGCUGAACCACGUAAAAUCACAUCAGCAAAUCCUUUAUCGGUUAGCGCUGAAGUGUUAAGAGAGCCAACGAAGAGAACGAAAGAAUUCCUCGUCGAUACUACUGAUAACAUUUAUGAUAACGAAUCGGCAAUUAAACGCCUCGAAGAAUGCGUUCAUCCGCCAAUGAAACGAAUUGCCCGCGAUUUCCAUUAUUCCACUGAUAAGGAAGAUUUGUUAUUCAAUAAAGGACAAAAUCAUGCAAAUGUCGGCAACGAGGAAUUGGUUGUUCCAAAUAUAUUAGAAUCAAAAAGGAAUGUCGGUGCGAUUGGUGAGCUGUCGCAGUUGGUUGAAAAAAUUGGAGGAAAUAGUUUUGAUGUGAAAUUCAGCGGUAAUACUGAUGAUAAGAGUGAUAAGAGUGAUAAUGUAUUUACUUGCCUUCAUUGUGCACAGCGAUUUAUAAGUCUUGAAGAACUCGUUCAACAUAUUGCACUAAUGAAUCAUUUUUGGAAGUUACCAGUUACAAAAUGCGAUAUUUUGGCACCUUGGGAGAAAUGCAAAACCUUUGACAAUCCGCAAACAAAGCAAUUUGAACUUAAACUACUUGAGUCGAAGUUUUUUCGUGACACCAAAAAGUAA
Molecule: messenger RNA, 735 nt
Organism: Dracunculus medinensis (Guinea worm)
Lineage: Eukaryota; Metazoa; Nematoda; Chromadorea; Rhabditida; Dracunculidae
Source: the annotation of a GenBank genome assembly